This is a messenger RNA of Chara braunii, 2585 nucleotides long. The record is from the annotation of a GenBank genome assembly. NCBI's taxonomy places the organism in Eukaryota, Viridiplantae, Streptophyta, Charophyceae, Charales, Characeae.
CUCUGCAGACCACUGUCUCCCCUCCUACCCCGCCGCGACUACCGACGCGUCGAGCCAUUCGCUCAGCCCGUUGCAGCGAGCAGCUCACUACUCGCGAGGACAUUGUGUCCUCUCUUCUCGACUUAAGCAUGCUCCAGGCUCGUCAGGAGCGAUUCACCCUCCAUGUCAUUGCACUGCAUCACCUCCUCACCAUCCUCUCUGACCUUGAUCGCACCCUCCGGAUCAUCCCCGUACGACUGGGGACUUCCACGAGGGUGUAUUCAGCGCUGUGGGAUUCUGGUUCUCAGGGCAACUUCAUUCACCCACGUGUGGUGAAAGAACCCCGCUUACCCACGGCAGGGUCUCCGACUCCCAUCUCCGUUACCCUAAGGGAUGACAAGACCCAGCGCUUCUUCGAUCAGAUGGUCACCGACCUCCUCUUCUUCCUCACUCUCGAGCCGAUUGAUCGUCCCCCGGCGUCUCGUCGCCACCGCUCCUUUGCACAUUUCGAUGUGAUGGAGACGGGGUACAAUUUCAUUCUCGGCACUCCGUGGUCUCGUCGGUUCCGCAGCACCGAGGCCGAUUGGGCUACCAACACUCUCGUUCCCAAAACGAAGUGUGGACAGACGUAUCGCGUAGCUUUCAUAGGUACCACAAUGACACCACGCCCUGAUCCUCCUUCCCAGAAGCCUUCCGUGCCCACACCAUCUCCUUCUAUCACUGUGACCUCGCCUCUGCAGUUCGCCCACUUCAUCCGACAGGACGACGUCACCUUCUUUAUAGUGAACGUGACAGAUCUCUUACACUAUGAUCCACCCUAUCUAGACGCCGAGCUCAUCCCUCUGGAGCCAGAUCCUCCUUCUAUCUCCAUGGCUCCCAUCUCUACUUUCGUCCCUCCGCCGUCCGUCGAGUCCACCCCGCCGUCGCGCGAUGACGCUGAUGCUGAGGAACUCGCACGAUAUACGACUGACCUGGAGCCCGCAGUUCGUGACCUCAUUCGAGAGUAUCACAACGUUUUCCCAUCAUCGUUCUCGUACGCAAGCAUCCCACCGAUGCGCGACGUCGAGCACCUCAUCCAACUUGUGCCUGACUAUCGUGUUCACCACCAGGCACCCUACGGACUCUCGAUCCCCGAGGCCACCGAACUCAAGCGUCAGCUUGAGGAGCUCCUGAGACUGGGUUUGAUUAAAACCAGCAACUCCCUGUGGGGUGCACUCGUCCUCUUUGCUCUCAAAGCGGAUGGAACUCUCUGUCUCUGCAUCGACUAUCGCGGCCUCAACCGCUACACGGUUAACAACAGUUACCCCAUGCCUCGUUCCAAUGAGCUGUUCGACCGCCUAGCAGGCAACCGCUUUUUUACGAAGAUUGAUCUUCGUAGCGGUUACCAUCCGAUCCGCGUCGCUGCAGCCGACCAGCCGAAGACAGCGUUCCGAUCGCGUGUCGGCCACUACGAGUUCACGGUAAUGCCAUUCGGCCUCACCAACGCACCCGCUACCUUCAAGACGGCGAUGAACGACAUCUUCAGGGACAUCCUGGAGCAGUACGUUCUUGUCUACCUCGACGAUAUCCUGGUCUACAGUCGUACCCUUGAGGAGCACCUCAGACACCUCCGCGACGUCCUUGACCGCUUGCGCRRACAUGGUUUCUACGCCAAGCUGAGCAAGUGCCGCUUUGCCCAGCACAAAGUGGAUUUUUUAGGACACUACGUGUCUGACCAGGGUCUCCAUAUGGAUGACGCGAAGAUCAGUGCUAUUGCGGAGUGGCCCGCUCCCACAUCCGCCAAGCAGCUUCGCAGCUUCCUUGGCCUGACCAACUGCUAUAGUAAUUUCAUCCAGGGAUACGCUAGGUAUUCGUACGUCCUUACCUCCAUCCUCCUCCGGAAUAACCCACCCUGGGCUUGGACACCCCUCCACGAGGACGCCUUCCGCGCCCUGAAGAAGGCGGUGACAUGCACACCGGUUCUUCACCUACCCGAUUUUGAUCGCCCUUUUAUCCUUACCACUGACGCGUCAGACUUUGUUGUAGGAGCAGUGCUUUCCCAGGUCUUCCCCCCCUCUCCUGAUUCCUCUCAUUCUCGUAUCCCUCGCUUCCCACCACCUACCCCUACCACUGCUUCCCGAUUGACGCCCACUCGUCCAGCUACUAACCAGCCUUCUAUUGACUAUUCUCCUACCAUCGCCGAGGACGACACUGUCGAGUCUCGCUCAGGUGAUUGUCCGAUAGCCUUCUACUCCCGUCAGCUUCUACCCGCCGAGAUAAACUACACUGUUGAUGAACGUGAGGUUCUCGCAGUAGUUUAUGCCGCUCGGCACUGGCGUCACUACCUGCACGGGGCACCAUUCACGGUGCGCACGAAUAACUUUGUUGUCCAGGCUUUUCUGACAAAGCCGAAGCUCACUCCUCGACAGGCUCGCUGGUGGCGCGACCUAUCCGAGUUUAGUUUCACCACUGAGCACAUCAAGGGUGAGACUAAUCGGGUCGCAGAUGCCUUAUCCCGGCGCCCUGACCACGACCAGGAGUAGAUCCAGCUCUCUUCCAUCUUGGUCACCACCGUCCACCACUCGGUGAUCGACGAGUUUCGCACUCAGUACCGCCACUGCCCCGAC